CAAACUCAUGGAUGAAAUUUUCAAAAGUUUUGUAGAAAAUCAUGUGUAGAAAUAGAAAUCAUAUAUAAAAUCCCUACUUUUUUGGUUUAAUUCUGAUGAUUUAUGAUCCCUUCAAGCAUCAACUCUUGAGGGUAAUUUUUUAUUUUUAAUGUUUUUUCUGCUCAAUCUUUUGUAUUUUUCACACAAUUUCACUUUGUGUGUGUGUCUGUUCCGCUCUCCAGCUUUUAUGGCGUGAGGCCAUACAAGUAAGCCGGUGUGUACACUAAACAUUCAUACUCUAUGUGUAUUAGUGUAUACAAUAUUUCUUCAUCUUUGCAUGCUUCACCAAACUCAUAAAAAUUCCCCAGAAAUUGAAAAGGAGACGAUGGUGAUGAUGAUGAUGAAAUGGGAUUUGUUUUUUCUGUCCGCCUAAUUAAAACCCAACUCUUCAAUCGGAAUUUUUGAUUGUUUCAAGGCCGACCCAGAUGAAGAAAAUCGGUAAUUUCAUGUGGGUUUUCGAUUCAAGUGUUCAUUGAUCGGAUUGUUUUGAAUUUUGAGCUUGUCUUGUCGUUUUAUUGUUCAAAAUUCCUUCAGUUCUCUGUUUCUGUUUUUGUUGUUGUACAAUUCUGUUUCUGUGUGUUAUUUAUUGAAGAUGGUUGAGCGAAUUGAGAUCACUAAUGAGAAUAUCAAGGAUGAUGACGAGCUUGAAUUGUUGUUGGGUGAGAUCCCUCAUGCAACAUCAUCACUUACCCAUCAUCAUCAUCAUCAUCAUCAGCAUCAUCUUCCAUCACAUGUCAAUGAUAAUGGGUAUGAGCCUGUUCUAUCUCAGACCAUUAACGGAAUGAUGUAUGGUAUGUAUGAUGAUGACCCAUCAUGUAGUUACAAGCAGAAUCCAUGUAUUUUCCCUGCUACUGCCACUUCUCUUCAAUCUAAUGGCUCCUUUUCGAGUUUUUUCUCCAAAGAUGAUCCCACCCCCAGACCUCAUCUGAUGUUUAGAACUUACAGUUCGAUACUCCCCUAUUUCGGGAAGAAAUUUGAUGACAAUUUGUUUAGCGAAUCAGGUAAUCAAGGAGAGGAUUUAGUUCGUGAUCCGAAUGUAGGAACUAAUCGAAUCAAUUUCAGCAAACCCUUUUCCGAUUAUGCUGUAAAUCAAUCUCAUUCUUCCCGGAAUCCCAUGUACGCGACUGAAUUCAGUCCUUUUUUCGGGUAUCAACAAAUUCCGCCUCCUCGAGCUGAGAAUUUGUUCGCUCAAUCGCAUUUCAAUCGGAAUGUGUUAAAUCUUCGAUACCCUGUAGCUUACCAAAGGGCAAUUCCGUCUUUAGAUUUACCUCUUUCGAAUGGUUUAUACACCGCAUCACAAAACGAAGACAGUUUAAUCAUCCAUGGUGAAACUGUAAAUCAUGUGAGAAACUCCAACAAAGUAAUUGGGGGUUUUAGAGGACAACACAAGAAGUGUUCUUUACAUGAAAAGAGGUCGUCACAUGUGGAAUCAAAUCACUCCCAAUUUCCAAUGGCAAAUCGGUCAUUUACCACACCUUUAAGAUGUAAAACAUUGGCAGAUGCUCGAGGGUACAUAUAUAUGUUUUCUAAAGACCAAAAUGGGUGUCGUUAUAUUCAAAGUGUUUUUGAUGAAGGAGAUCAAGAACAUGUACAAAUGGUGUUUGAUGAAAUUGUUGGGCAUGUAGCUGAGCUUAUGGUGAAUCCAUUUGGGAAUUACCUUAUGCAGAAGCUUCUUGAAGUUUGUAAUGAAGAACAAAGAAUGUUUAUUUUAAUGGAGGUCACUCGUGAACCAAGGGAACUUGUUCAAAUCUCUUUGAACACUCAUGGGACAAGAGUGGUGCAGAAGCUUAUAGAGACACUAAAGACAAGAAAACAAAUUAAGGUGGUUAUUUCUGCACUUGAACCAGGGUUUCUUGCACUUAUUAAGGAUCUUAAUGGAAACCAUGUGAUUCAGCGAUGUUUGCAGUGUCUCAGCAAUGAAGAUAACAAGUUCAUUUUUGAAGCUGCUGCAAAGUUCUGUGUUGACAUUGCGACACAUCAACAUGGGUGUUGUGUAUUGCAAAGAUGCAUUAAUCACUCAAUUGGAAAACAUCAAGAAAUCUUAGUUCUUGAAAUUUCUUCAAACGGGCUUCUUCUAGCUCAAGAUGCAUUCGGAAACUAUGUUGUACAAUCUAUAUUGGAGUUAAAAAUCCCAUCCGCGGUAUCAAUGUUGACUAGUCAAUUCGAGGGCAAUUACGUCCAUCUUGCGACACAAAAAUUUAGUAGCCAUGUUGUUGAAAAAUGUUUAUCGGUGCUCGAUGACCGAGCCCGGUCAUCGAUCAUCCGUGAACUGCUUUCUGCUACUCAUUUUGAACAACUGCUGCAAGACCCGCACGCUAAUUAUGUUGUGCAAACUGCUCUCCGUGUUGCUGAGGGCUCGCUUCAUAAUUUGUUGGUGAAAGCGAUUGAAUCACACAAAGCAAUAUCAAGAAACAGCCCGUAUUCGAAGCGGAUUUUCUCACACAAGCUUUUGAAGAAGUGACUAUUUGUCAUAAUGUUGUUGUUUCCUGUGUUCACUACAAGUUUCAUCUCUUUAUUCACAUAAAUUAUCUUGAAGGACCAACUUUGAAAAUUUAACAGUGCUUAUGUGU
Lactuca virosa is the source of this 2609-nucleotide messenger RNA. NCBI's taxonomy places the organism in Eukaryota, Viridiplantae, Streptophyta, Magnoliopsida, Asterales, Asteraceae. The record is from the annotation of a GenBank genome assembly.